Pipistrellus kuhlii (Kuhl's pipistrelle) is the source of this 1188-nucleotide messenger RNA. RefSeq names its product CD164 molecule like 2 (gene CD164L2). Gene Ontology annotation, cellular component: cytoplasmic vesicle. The record is from RefSeq and is a predicted model, not a curated record. NCBI's taxonomy places the organism in Eukaryota, Metazoa, Chordata, Mammalia, Chiroptera, Vespertilionidae. Bases 102 to 635 code for a protein of 177 amino acids. The transcript has 6 exons.
CCGCCCCCGCCGCCCGGUCUGGUCCGCACACCCCGGCGGAGCCAGCCCAGAGGGGACGCGCCGCACCAGCUCUCCGCCGACCCCAGCCCCGCCCCGCGCCCAUGGCCGUGCCGGGACCCCGAGCUUUACGGGCUGCGCUCUGCGGCGGCUGCUGCUGCCUCCUCCUGUGUGCCCAGCUCGCAGUGGCUGGCAAAGGAGCUCGAGGCUUUGGGCGGGGAGCCCUGCUCCGAAUGAACAUCUGGCCGGCGGUGCGGGGGACCUGCAAGCAGCUGAAGCUCUGUGAGCACUGCGUGGAGGAGGACAGGGCGCACAACCUCUCGGGCUGCGUGUGGGAGCAAUGUCAGCCCGAGGAGCCAGGACACUGUGUGGACCAAGCCGAGGUGGCCCAGGAAGGCUGCUCCGUCUACAACCACUCCGAGUCGUGUCCAGCUGCCCACCACCACCCUACCCAUGAGCCGAAGACAAUCACAACAGGGGGUCCUCCUGUCCCCGAGGCCCACAACCCCGGCUUUGACGGGGCCAGCUUCAUCGGAGGCAUGGUGCUGGUGCUGAGCCUGCAGGCCGUGGCCUUCUUCGUCGUGCGCUUCUUCAAGGCCAAGGACAGCACCUACCAGACGCUGGAGGAGAACCAGUAGGUGACAGCCCGGGCGCGACUCUGGCCUUGGCAGGACCCGGGCUGUGUGUGCUGUUUGGUUUUCCUCUGCGCAGGGGAGCUGCUCAGGGCCCCCGUGUGCCGUGUGUGCUGUGGGGCGGGUCGCUGCAGCCUCCAGCAGAUGUUUGCUCUCCCGGCUGCUGCCUGCUCUCUGGGGUGGGGCCUCGGCCCGGCGGAGGCAGAGCCCCCUCCGAGCUCCCUCCAUGUCUGGCCUCUGCAGAAUCUGACCCCCUUCAGGCCUGGAUCCCACCCUGAGGGGAAGGAGGACGAAGCGGUGGCUCUCUCCGCCCCCUCGGGGGCCCUGGGAAUGGGAAAAACUUUGGCCGCCAAUGUCUGGCCCCUGAAGGCACCGAGCGGUCUCGGUGUCAGCACCUGGGCCUGGUACCUGCAGCUGAGAGCAUCGUCAGCCGCCUCCUGUCUCAUCCGUCAUCCCCGUGGGCCCCCUCCGGUACCUGCUUGGCACUGGGGCUGUGCCCGCCUCUUCCCACAGGCCUGGCCUGGCACUGCCCCGAAUAAAGGAACUCUUCCCAGCUGUG